UGAGAAAGUCUACCUCGGGGGAAGGAUAGUGUUUCUCCGCUCCCUCGUAUCUUAUUUAUGAACACAAACAGAAUAUAUGUUUAUGUUUAGACAAGCAGCUCCACAGAAAAGGUGGUCUAAAGAGGAAACUGUUUGUCUGUGUUGCUAUCUACACUUCUCUGCAUCGUUGUCUAGAAUACAGGUGAUGGAGACACCAAUGGCUGUUGAGGAUCUACAGAGAAGGAGGGAAGUUGAGUCUAGAGAGAACUUGCACUCUGGAGAGGACUCCAUGGAGGAGGCACAUUCUGUGGAGAGCAGCCUAAUGGCAGCACUAACCCACCAUGAGAGAAGCAUGUACGGUGCCGGAUUUGCGGCUCAAGCACACAUCACUGAGGUAGUAAGCCCCAUGGAGAGGUGUGUGGAAUAUACCUUUGUCCAGAUGCAGGGGACCAUGGACAGUGUGGGGCUGCUCUUUGAGGAGUGCAUCAAGAAGGUGGGCCAUCUAGAAAGUCAAAGGGAUGAAUUGAUACUGGAGCUGUUGCAGCUAGAGCAGCCCAUGCUGCAAGCUACUGUGGCCUUGAGGGGACAGUUGUUAGAGGCACGUAGAGUUCUCACCAGUGUCCAAUUGGAGUUUAUUCAUCUGCAAAUAGAGGUGGGACAAGUAAAGAGUAAGCUGUUUGUCACAGCCAGGGACUGUAUCCAGAGCCAGCUAGCGCUGGCUGCACGGCAGUAUGAGGUGGCCCAGGCUGCAAUCACGCAGGAGGAGCUCCGGGCCCACGUCCAGAAUCUUACAGAGGAGGUAGCCCAGCUUCAGGAAGCCCAGCACAACCAGCUGAACACCCUAAAGGACCGGGCCAGACAACCAUCCCGUCCCCGGGCUAUGAGCGAUGUCACUCACUGCCGACGAGCAUCCCUGGACCUGCAGAAGCGCCUCAGUGGCAGCAUGAGGAAUCUAGAAGGCUGGUAUGAGCCACGCCUGCUAGCCCUCCUCCGGAGGAGGCAGGCUGGGAAAGAGACCCUGAGAAGGAGCAGGGAUGUGGGCCGAGACCUUAAGGCCAGACUGGGGCCCCUGAAGGAGCAGACCCAGAGGCUGGAGCUGCAGAGAGCUUGUCUAGAGGAGAGGAUUGCUCUGAUGGAGAGGGAGAGGGUGGAGAGAGUGGCACAGUAUAAGGAGACUGUGGACUCGCUUGAGGAGACCAUGAGGAAGCUGAAGUUGGAGCUUUGCAUUCAGAAAAAGGCAAACAGACAAUUGGAAGAAUUGAAGAAGGGACUUUUGAGUGAGCUGAACUAUGACAGGGGCUGUAUUGAAGUGAGCGAAACAACUGCUGAAAGGGAGUCCUAACUUUUCCAUACUUAUCAAUGGAAGUAGAACAAUUGACAAAAUAUCCAGGACCCCUCAGACCAAACAUGUUUUACUGUGUUUGCGAGUAUCCUUGAUGGUG
Oncorhynchus tshawytscha (Chinook salmon) is the source of this 1421-nucleotide messenger RNA. Its product is annotated as syncoilin. The record is from RefSeq and is a predicted model, not a curated record. Gene Ontology annotation, cellular component: intermediate filament. Lineage: Eukaryota; Metazoa; Chordata; Actinopteri; Salmoniformes; Salmonidae. The transcript has 5 exons. Bases 77 to 1321 code for a protein of 414 amino acids.